AUGUCGGGCAUGCCGCUGAGCAUGGAUUUCAGCAUGCUUGAAAGCAUUAGCUCGCUCAACCGGACGACUGGCGGGCAUAAGCACAUGACGCCGGGCAAGGCGCACCCCCUGUCGAUGUCGUCGCAGCGGCCCAGCAUUCGCGUGUCGCACCUCGACGUCAGCGACGGGUCUAUGAGCAAUCUCGAACGAGCACUCGAAUACGCGAAGAAAAAAGUCGACGAUGAGCUUCGCGUGUUCAUUAGCGACAUCGCCAAGCGGCUAAACCUCCCGGGCGCCGCGCCGCCCAGAACGCCUCCCAAGUCGCCUGUCUCUCCCACUAACGCCUACCCGUCAACUUUCACGUCGUUUCUCAUGUCGCCGGAAUCGUCAAGAUGGGAGCAAGGGGCACUCUAUCUAAAAGACCUAGCCGAAAAAUGCCUACGGAUGCGUGCAGAUGAGUUCGGAUCGGCGUGCGAAGACAUUGUGCAUGAUUUGAACAUGGCGCGGCAGCAGUUACCCAUGGGAACCCUAAAACAGCUGCACAUGAAAAUGCUCUUCAUUCUCACGCGCUGCACGCGCCUGCUGCAGUCGCAGAAGGAAGCUGAGGCGGAGAUGCCGUACGGGGGAGUGUACGGGGGUCCGUAUAGGGGUGCGGAGGUGUUGGCGACGCCGAUGGUUCGUAACCGCCCGCCUGGCUUGCCGUCGACGCUGCGAUCGCAAGCUUCCAUGGCGGCUACUCACUUCUCUUCGUAUACGGCAUCGAAGCCGCUGGAACGUCCCGCAGAGCUCCCCGCAGGCCACUCCGCGGAGCUCCCCGCGGAGCAGGCGGCUGAGCAGUUGGCGGAGAAGCCGCGGCUGCAGCGGCAGCAGCAGCAGCAGCAGCAUCAGCAGCAGCAGGCGCAGCCGCCGCAGCGGCCGAUCAUCCGGUGGGACUCGUGUCCCGCGCCGGCGGACUGGCGGGUGCGCGACCCCAAGGCCGAGCAGAAGGGGGGCGCGGGGCUGGGGUUGGGCGCGCGCAAGGACGAGGGGAAGCAGCGGAGCAAGAGCAAGUCGAAUAUGAUGGACGACUGGAGUGCCGCGGUGGCGGAGAUGAGAGGGGCUCUAGACGACGGUACUUACGUGCCCGGCGGGGAUUUCAACCAAGAGGAUAGCGCUAGCGCGAGUGCGAGUGGGAGCGCGAGUAGUGGGUUCGGAUUUGGGCUCGGAGCAGGUUUUGGGUCCGGGCUUGGCUCAGGAUCGGGUGCUGAUGGCGGUUCGGGAUUAGGUUCGGUAUCAGGUUUGGGUUCGAGCUCUUCCAGCCAGCUCGCGCCUUCUAGCUCGUCGGGCCUGGGCUCGAGCUUGGGAUUAGGCUCGGGAUCAGGUUCGGGGCUCAGUUCGUCGAAGAAGAAGCUUUCUGGGGGGUUGAUUGGCGGAGUGACGAGUCUGGUUAGGAUGAUGCUCGCGCCGGGCGCGGACAUGCUCAUUGGGGGACAGCAGGCGCACAUGGCGGGUCCGCCUGCUUCGGCAGCGGACGCGGAGGUGCACGGGUCCACGAGCGCGCGGGGGCUGCUGUGGGGGCGGGUGGCGGAGAUCCGCAAAGAGGAGGAGAUUCAGCGCGCCAUGCGCAGCCAAUCCGCGCGUGACAAAUCCUCCCUCUCCCGAUCAAGCGACUCUUCCCCCGCCCUGGCGCCAGCAGCGGCGGCGGUAGCACCGGCGGUAACAGCAGUGCGGGAGAUGGGCCCAGCGGGAGACGCCGAGGUAGCGGCGGCGCUAGGUGCGGCGUUAAGCGCAGCGGGAGGAGCGGAGCCUGGGGUUGUAGCAGCACUAUCCACGGGAGCUGGCGCGGGGGCAGCAGGUACUGGGGGCGCCUGGGGCGAGGCGGGGGACACGAGCAUGGCGGGCGGGAGUAUGGCUGUUCCGCAGGAGGGGAUUAAGGGGAGUGAGGGAAUGGAGGGGAGGAAGGGCGGGCAGGGAGGGGCGCGGCAGGGGCAGGGGGACGUUCGGCGGGAGGGGGAGUCGGAUAAGGCGCACAGACGAGGCGAGGGGCGCGGGAGCAGAGCGUGGGACGUGCGGGUUCCAAGCGGGGAGGACGAGCGGAUGGAGAGUCGGAGGCACGGGGUGGCGAGAGAACCGCCCUCGCCCUCGGGAAACCUUGCAGAGGAUUUUGACGAUUUGCAUGAGAAGGCUAUGAUGAGGUCUGUGUCGGGGCGAAGAGUGCAGUAUAAGUACGGGUACUGGGGCAAGGGAGAGAACGAGGAGGAGGAGGGUAUGGAUGGGAUGGUGCCGAAUGAAGGGGAACAGGAGUGUGUGGUGAUUUGUCGUAUUUGUGAAGAGGAGGUGAAUGUUACGCAGUUACAGGAGCACUCGCGGCUGUGCGCGCUCGCGAAUCGGUGCGACUCGGCGCAGUUUUCGAUCGACGAUCGGCUGAGGCGGCUAGCGGACGGCUUGGAUCACAUCUCGAACGAGCAGGUCUCCCGGCUGAGCGCCAUGUCGUUCCAACGCGUGCCGUCCAACUCGUCGUCUGCUGCUGGCGGGGCGGCCUCGUCCGUGGUGCCCGCAGGGCUGGAUUCGCAUUCCCAGCAGGUGGGGUUGAUGGGGGUGGGGGGAGGUGCAGGGGCGAAGCAGGGUGGUGGCAGGUUCCUGUCUCCCUUGGGCAGCAGUAUGGUGUCUCAUGCAGACAUGCGCGAGGGGGAUGAGGGCGGCGCAGCAGGGGGGGGAGGAGAAGGAGAAGGGGAGCGGACGGAUGGGUAUGGCAGAGAGGAGGAGCAGAUGCGCGAGCAAGACUCAGCAGAGCUCUGCAGCAGAGAGAACGGGUCGUUGCACCCUGGCGUUCCCAUAAGCCCCACAGAAGAUCACCCAGAGCACCAGGAUCACCCAGCGCAUUCAAUGCUUCAGGAGCAUCAGGGCGCAGGGGGCAGCAGCAGCAGCAACGUGUCCAACUGGUCGUACGUGAGCCACCACCUGCAGCAGCAGCAGCAGCACAAGCUGCAGCAGCAGCAGCAUCUGCAGGCAGCAGGCGAGGAGGGAUCCCAGUACGAGCCUUCCAUGAGCGCAGUGACGAGUAUGAGCGGCGCUACCUCUACCAGCGGGUUCCUAUCCGCGGGUACGGCGUCCCCCAUGCCCACGUCGCCUGCAGGGUCGGCGGGCACGAGAGGGGAGAGCCAUGGGGGGUAUGGGAGCCCUGGGUCGUCGCUGCUGAAGAGUGCUUUGGCAGGAGGAGGGAGGGAGCUGAUGGAGGAGCAUAUACACAUGGUGGCACAGGAGGAGAUCGCUCUGAUGGACGACUUGGCGGACAUAGCACAGGACGUUGCUGAUGUCUCACUGGAGGACGAGAAGCCCGAGGAGCUGCUGCUGACGGACAUGAGGGACCUCACAGACCUGCUGCGCACCAACGAUGCACGCUUCCUCACCAUCGAUGUGUUCGGCCGUCGUAUCACCAAGCUGCUGCAGGAGAAGUACUAUCGUCUGAGGGACAUCCUGGACCACCAGAUGGGCGCGGCAGCAGGCAGUGCACUGCGAGGCUAUGGUGGGCCAGAUGGGGGCGAGGCGAUGCAGUACGCGGAUGAGGACGGGGAGGACGUGCUGCAACUCUCCCGCAGCGCCCGCAGCACCCCACCCAACGCGUCUCUCGGCGGCGGCAGCAGCAUCGGCGCCGGCGGCAGUGUUGCUGGUGGUGGGGGCGGGGGUGGUGGUGGCGGUGCUGUCGCUGCGUCGUCGUCGUCAGCAUCGGCGGCGGGGCGUGAUCGCACGACAAUAGACGACUUUGAGCUGAUCAAGCCUAUUAGCAAGGGCGCGUAUGGCCGCGUGUUCCUGGCCAAGAAGAAGACCACGGGGGACCUCUUUGCCAUCAAGGUGUUGCGCAAGGCGGACAUGGUGCGCAAGAACGCGGUGGAGAGCGUGCAGGCAGAGCGCAACAUCCUCGCCUCCGUGCGCAGCCCCUUUGUGGUACGGUGUUUCUACUCGUUCACAUGCCGUGAGAACCUCUAUCUGGUCAUGGAGUAUCUCAACGGGGGCGACCUCUUCUCGCUGCUGCAGAACCUCGGCUGCCUCGAGGAGCCCAUGGCCCGCGCCUACAUCGCUGAACUGAUGGGUCUAUUCAACAGUACAGGUGACUUCGCCAUCGGCCCUCUCGCGGCUACGGGACCCUCCGAGCCCCCCUCGCCCAACGUCACGGCCGCCGCCGCCGCCGCUGCUGCCUCUGCCUCUGCCUCCGCAGCUGCUGCAGCUGCAGCUGCUCUUUCCUCCCACCCGCCAGCCGCCAUGGGUUUCCCCAAGUCAGGGUCGAUCGACUCUGGCGCGUCAGUCUCUGCCUCCAUCCCCACUUCGCCUCUCUGGGCGGCGGAUCAGGCGGCAGACUUCCCGCAUGCCCCGUCCGGCGCGUCGUCCCACCCUUCGUCCUCUUCCGGCCGCACGUCGCCGUAUUCAGGGGUUCCGGGCGGCGUGGGGAUGGUGGGAGGCGGAGGGGCGGGGAGUAUGGGAGGGGGGGGAGGUGUGGGGGGAAUGGGGGGAGGGUCGGCGUCGCCAGCGUGGAAGGCUGAGGUGGAGUCGUUACAGGGCGCGGGGCGGAGUGCGUCGGCGGAUGUGGAGAAGAAGAAGGAGCAGACGGUGGGCACUCCGGACUAUCUCGCUCCGGAGAUUCUGCUCGGCACAGGCCAUGGUGCCACAGCGGAUUGGUGGGCUGUGGGAGUGAUGCUCUUUGAGCUGCUCUGUGGUGUUCCCCCUUUCAAUGCGCCCUCCCCUGAGAUUAUCUUUGACAACAUUCUGAACCGGGACAUCCCAUGGCCGGAGGUGCCUGAGGAGAUGUCGUACGAGGCCAUGGACCUCAUUGAUAAGCUGCUGCAUCCGGAGCCGUCGCUGCGGCUGGGAGCGAGGGGAGCAGAGGAGGUGAAGGCGCACCCCUUUUUUGCCGGCAUCCGCUGGGAGACCCUCGCGCAGGAGCAGGCGGCGUUUGUGCCAAGUCCUGACAGCCCGCAUGACACGGGGUACUUUCUGACGCGCGGGUGGCAGCAGGAGCCGGGCGGCAUGGACGGAGGCGGCAUGGCGAUGGGCAUGGGCGAGAGCGAGAGCGCCAGCAGCGACGCCUGCAGCAGCACGUCUGCAGAUGACUUUUACCAGGGCGAGCAGGGGGAUGAGCCCGGGGACAUGAGGAACUUCUCGGACAAUGUCGCUGCUGCCUUCACCAAUUUCUCCUUCAAGGUCCGUGCUCGUGUUCAUGCUCAUGAUGCUCGUGUUCAUGCUCAUGAUGCUCGUGUUCAUGCUCAUGAUGCUCGUGCUCAUGCUCAUGAUGCUCGUGUUCAUGCUCAUGAUGCUCGUGUUCAUGCUCAUGAUGCUCGUGUUCAUGCUCAUGAUGCUCGUGUUCAUGCUCAUGAUGCUCGUGUUCAUGCUCAUGAUGCUCGUGUUCAUGCUCAUGAUGCUCAUGUUCAUGCUCAUGAUGCUCGUGUUCAUGCUCAUGAUGCUCGUGUUCAUGCUCAUGAUGCUCGUGCUCAUGCUCAUGAUGCUCGUGUUCAUGCUCAUGAUGCUCAUGCUCAUGAUGCUCGUGCUCAUGCUCAUGAUGCUCAUUCUCAUGCUCAUGCUGAUGUAGAUGCUGCCCUCACCCCUCCGUUCUCUUCCUCCCUGCACUCACCCCCUCUUCCCUCUUAA
Molecule: messenger RNA, 5598 nt
Organism: Closterium sp. Yama58-4
Lineage: Eukaryota; Viridiplantae; Streptophyta; Zygnematophyceae; Desmidiales; Closteriaceae
Source: the annotation of a GenBank genome assembly